AUGCUGACGGACUUCGAAAUAGCUUGCAAAGCCAUCGAUAUCCGCAAUAGAACAGCAAGCUCUGGUAAUAACCGAUCAUGCCGGCCCGAGGCCAGGGCGGCAGCGGCGCUAGCGUGCAACGAACUGGCACAAGGAUUGAGGCAUGUGUCGAAUCACUGGAGCUCGGGUUGUUGCGGAAAAAGUCACGCCGUUACCACGCCCGUUAUUGCUCUUCCUGGAGCCAAUGCGCUUUCCUCGCCGGCCAUCAAGAAGUUCGGUCCCAUGCACACCCCAGAUUGUUUCUCCAGGAUCAGUGCAAGGCGCAAAAGGACCCCAUCCAUCACCCCGUGUUGUGCACCGACGUUUACCUAA
Molecule: messenger RNA, 351 nt
Organism: Akanthomyces muscarius
Lineage: Eukaryota; Fungi; Ascomycota; Sordariomycetes; Hypocreales; Cordycipitaceae
Exons: 4
Coding region: 1-351 (116 amino acids)
Source: RefSeq, a predicted model, not a curated record